Messenger RNA from Porites evermanni, 306 nucleotides. The record is from the annotation of a GenBank genome assembly. NCBI's taxonomy places the organism in Eukaryota, Metazoa, Cnidaria, Anthozoa, Scleractinia, Poritidae.
CUUCGAGCGGCAUUGUUUCCUGCGCCGAAAGGAAAACAUCCAUUAAGAACGAUCACGUACCCAAUAAACGAUGGAAUUAACUAUGCAGGGAUUAGAUUGUCAUCGCCGAUAAAAGAUGAAGACAAGCUCGAGGCGCAAAACGAAAACUUAGCUAUGAAUGGUUUGGGGUGGGAAAACGACAGAGCGAUUGUGUACACACUAAGCCAAAAACCAGUAGGCUUGGAACGUAUAAAUGUUGUGUUGACCGGAACGGAAGAAGUUCUGACAUUAUUCGUUUGCAAAAAGAUCAAGCGCUUUAUUGUAUGA